This is a messenger RNA of Gamsiella multidivaricata, 1221 nucleotides long. RefSeq lists its product as uncharacterized. NCBI's taxonomy places the organism in Eukaryota, Fungi, Mortierellomycota, Mortierellomycetes, Mortierellales, Mortierellaceae. The record is from RefSeq and is a predicted model, not a curated record. The transcript has 5 exons. Bases 166 to 1173 code for a protein of 335 amino acids.
UUGCUCGCGCAUCCCCUUGCACACUUGCUUCCAUCCCUCCCAAACGGGUUCGAUCCCCUCGUCGUCACUUCGCCAUCCCUUGUAGUGCAGUAGCAGCAGCUUCUGAUCCCGGCCUUGAGAGAGUGUAUUUAUAACACAGACAAAGAUCCAUCCCCUCUCGGCGCAAUGAAGGACGACUCCUCCUCCUCGGCCCUCCACUUCCCCACCUCGCACAGGCGACACCAUUCCCGAACCAUCUCCCAGGCACACUCCUCGCAUUCGCGCCAGCAGUCCCCUGCCCUCGACCUGGUCCCCGCUCCAACCUCCACAGGAACCAUCACCCUCACCACCACAACCACUGUCCUCGCAGAGCAAGCGCGGCGGCCGAGGGAAUACAUCAAUGUCGCCCAACGAAAGGAAAUGCGUAAACAUGGCGCUAUUCGAGACUCUCUAUAUUGGAACAAGCUGUUGAUCGCUGCACGAAAGAGUCGAGGGCCUUAUCUUUGCCCAACAACGCGGAUGUACCAUGUGGAUCGAGCAUCCAACCACUACUGGAGCGGCUACAGCGACGCGGAUGCUGCAACUCCAGAGGAGUCAGUGCUGACAAAGAAAGAGAAUCAGGAAUCAGUACAGGCAACACAGGCAGGGCAAUUAGCACAGUCACCGAAUACGGCGACAGACAGCGUUACCGCAGCAGCAGCAGAGGACACCACCAGUUCUACAGACAGAACCAACAAUACCGGGGACGUCGUUUCUUCUGUAUUAUCUACAACAGUAAGGCCAGCAUCUACACCAACACCUCUUGAUAUCAAAGAAGAGACUGGAACUCCAAAUCUCGGAGCAAAUAGUAGCGGCACCAUGAACGCGAGCAAUAAUGGUCUUGGAGGAAGUCAGAGUGAUCUGAUCUCGCCUACACUCAAUCCUACGAUGAUGAACAGGACAUUGCCCAACCGUGGCAAUCCUCUGACUUCACCCACGCAACCUGGCGCUACAUUUGCGAAUCAACUCGCGAACCCGACUUUGGGCCAGCUUCCACUCCAACAGCAACAACAAUUGCAACAGCAACAGCAACAGCAACAGCAACACAACAACAGCAACAACAGCAGCUCCAACAGCAACAGCAACAUCAGCAACAGCAACAGCAACAACUCCAGCAACAGCAGCAGCUUCAACAGCAGCAAGCAGCAGCUGUAGCUGCAGCUGCAGGAAUGAACUCUAUGAUGGGUGGGCAGUCCAUGGGUC